CAUAAAUUUCAAAAAUCAGAGCGGCACGAGCGGGGUACCAGCCGUCCAGCAAAAAUCGCAUCCUCAUCCGCCGCCACAAAAGCUAGGUCAGGAUGGCGGCGGAUCCGAGCAGGCGGCGGCCGGUGCACCAUCCGGCGGUGAGCGACGUCCUGUCGACGCUCUCCGAAGCCAGCGCCACCCUCGCCGACGUGCAGCGCCGCCUCGACCUUGAGUUCAGCGCCGCCUACCCUGACCAUGCGAAUCCGGCGAAGCUGGUGGCGCGGGUGAAGCGGGUGGUGGAAGAGGUGGCCGUGCUCAAGGAGAUGAGCCGCGACCUCCUCACCGAGAAGCAGAGGCUGAUCGACCAAAUCCGCGUGAGCUUGAUGGCGCAGCGCGGCAUGACGCAGCGGCUGCUCGCCGCGUCCGGGCUGCCUCCCUUGUCCGAUGAUGACGAGGCCGUCCUCAACAGCCUCAACGAGGUGAUCCAAGAAUGGGCUGCUCAUGUCAGUCCCAUCCCAAGUGGAAGGGAGAUCGAGGACCUGGACAAGAACGAUGCCAACCAGAUCCUCUUCUCGACUACUAUCAUUUAGAGAGAGAGAGAGGUUUUCAUGGGAAUGUGGUCCGUGAAGAAGCUGCUUCUUGGGUUGCGAUGCUGUUGGGUGCUCUAGCUAGCUUGUUUGCUGGUCAAGCAUGUGGACUGUUGGUAGUUUACUGUUUUAUGCCUCAAGCAAAACUAGUAUGUAACUGCAAAAUUUUUCAUUAGAAAAUCAAACAUGAUUGAGGGUGUCAUCGGCCUAAGUAAUAAGCUGGAUCUGGUAGUGUCA
Sorghum bicolor (sorghum) is the source of this 803-nucleotide messenger RNA. RefSeq lists its product as uncharacterized. The transcript has 4 exons. NCBI's taxonomy places the organism in Eukaryota, Viridiplantae, Streptophyta, Magnoliopsida, Poales, Poaceae. The coding region runs from base 93 to 569 and encodes 158 amino acids. Gene Ontology annotation, molecular function: microtubule binding. Gene Ontology annotation, cellular component: spindle microtubule; outer kinetochore. Gene Ontology annotation, biological process: mitotic cell cycle; chromosome segregation; cell division. The record is from RefSeq and is a predicted model, not a curated record.